Molecule: messenger RNA, 2844 nt
Organism: Brenthis ino (lesser marbled fritillary)
Lineage: Eukaryota; Metazoa; Arthropoda; Insecta; Lepidoptera; Nymphalidae
Source: the annotation of a GenBank genome assembly
AUGGCACUUGUAACAAUUCGACGCACCCCGAGUGUUCCAACACCAAAGAAAACGCAGGAUGAAGAAGGAGAGAAAUCUGCUGAAGUUACUGAUGAAGAUGUUGGAAAUCGUGCCAGCAACAGUCUCAAUGAGUGUUACUUUGCAAACAAGGGCGCAGCAUUGGUGUUGGGUGGCUCGAAACAAGGGUGCACCGACCAGCGACAGUCACCUGCUCCAGCGAUUCCCCAACCGGACAUUCAUCACCACUUACGGUCCAUGUUUUAUUUGGUGCGCCCGGAGGAGACGCUCAAAAUGGCGGUGAAACUGGAAAGCGCUCACCCAGGUCGUACGCGAUACUUGGUAGUAGUGUGUCGCGUUGACGAAGCGGCAUUACUGGGGAUCGACUGCAAUGAACGAACAACGGUCGGGCUCGUUCUGCGAGUCCUCGCGGACACUUCCAUUAAACUAGACGGAGAUGGAGGAUUUAGCGUAUGCGUAUGCAACCAGCAACACAUAUUCAAGCCUGUGUCUGUACAGGCUAUGUGGUCGGCGCUGCAGACGCUGCACCGCGCCAGCGCGCGCGCGCGCGACCUCACGCACUUCGCGGGCGGCGCGUCGCACGCGUGGUGCGCGCACUACGAGCGCCGCGUGGACUCCGACCGCUCCUGCCUCAACGAGUGGCACGCCAUGGACUGCAUCGAGUCGCGGCGCCCGCCUUCGCCCGACUCCCUCCGCCUCAAGCCUCGCGAGAGAGACGAAACCGAACGGGUAAUCAGGUGUACGCUGAAAGAGAUCAUGAUGAGCGUGGACCUCGAUGAAGUUACGAGCAAGGCGAUCCGAGGCCGCCUCGAGGACGAGCUGGACAUGGACCUGGCCGAGUUCAAAUCCUUCAUAGAUCAAGAAAUGCUCACCAUACUCGGGCAAAUGGAUGCACCCACAGAGAUAUUCGAACACGUUUACCUUGGAUCCGAGUGGAACGCUAGCAACUUAGAGGAGUUACAAAGAAAUGGGGUCAGGCAUAUACUCAAUGUGACAAGAGAAAUAGAUAAUUUUUUUCCGGGUAUGUUUGAUUACCUAAAUAUUAGAGUUUACGACGAUGAAAAGACUGAUCUACUAAAACAUUGGGAUAAUACAUUUAAGUAUAUAAAUAAAGCUAAAACCGAGGGCUCCAAGGUUCUCGUUCAUUGCAAAAUGGGAAUAAGUAGGUCCGCUUCUGUCGUCAUAGCUUACGCUAUGAAGGCCUUCAAUUGGAAUUUCGACAAAGCAUUGAAGCAUGUAAAAGCGAAAAGAAGCUGUAUCAAACCGAAUACGAAUUUUCUCAAUCAGCUCGAAACUUACCAAGGCAUACUGGACGCCAUGAAGAACAAAGAGAAACUUCAACGGUCAAAGUCGGAGACCAAUCUCAAAGCUCCCAAAUCGGCGUCCAAAAUAGAAAGCAAAAUGACGGAUCCGACGCCCUUGGUGCUGGCGCUGACGGGCUCGUACUCGGGGCGGCCGCGCUCCUGGUCGCCCGACACCAAGCUGGCCUCCGAGCUGCUGCCGCCCACCUCUGUGUCGCUGGAGCACCUCGCCUCCUCCGAGACGCGCCACAUGCUCAUGCCCUGCGCCCACGGCAGCUACAGCGUGUCGCCCAACCAGAUCAUCCGCCUUAAGGAGGAGGUGGCGCUCUCCGUGCGCCACAUCGUGCAGGAGAUAGAGACCGCCGCCUCGGGCGACCGCCGCGACCUGCCGCGCCGCUCGCAGCGACUCAACUUCGGCGCCGAACUCGGCUCCGGCCGCACCUCGGAAGACGUCAGUGUUAAAUCUCAGGGAUCGCCGCAGCGAAAUUUAGAUCAAAAGUAUUCAGAGACGGAUCUGGAUGCGGCAAAAAUUCACACGUGGGAUCCCGGGGAGCCGUGGCGAGACGAGAUACCGAACGCGAUCGACAGUGACGAUAUAGUUAAGAGUGACAGUGGUAUAAUAGACGUGAAAUUAAGAACGAGUGACGUUAUAUACAAUUCGUUGGAACGCAAUUUAGAUUCGGAGGAGCGCAAGGAAGAGGGUCCUCCACCGAGCAGGCAGAGCUCGUGGAGCUCGGUCGACAGCGCGGUGGUGGCGGACCUGUCGCGCCACCCCUCGUGGGGAUCGGGCGCCGCGCCCGCGCCCGCGCCUGCGCCCGACCUCGCCGUCAUUCGCGAGCGCCCCGACCGCGCCGCCAACGAGCGCAAGUUCAACGCCACGUGUGCCAUCCUCGAGGAGCUGGCGAGCGCGGCGCGGCGCGGCGCCUGCACGUGGGGCGGGCGCCUGUCCGCCUCCGCGCCUGCCGACACGUGGCUGCGCGCCGGCCCGCGCCGCCGCCGCCUGGCCGCCGCCUCGCACGGCGACCUGCCGCGCGCCGCGCCCGCCGCGCCCCUCGCCGCCGCCGCCGCCGGCCUCGUCAGCAACCUCAAGAAGGAGUUCGAGGCGCGGCUGGAGGCCGAGCCGCCGCGCCGCGCGCCGCCCACGCCCGCCGGCGAGGACCGCUCGGUGCGCGUGCUGGUGGGCCGCUACGACCGGCCCGGCCGCACGCGCUGCGAGUCCGGUGGGGAGCCCCCGCGGCCAAAGGCGCCGCACGAGUCGGUCUCCAAGAAGUGCAAGCUGACGGCGUCGGAGGGCGAGGCGCGGCCCCCGCCGCCCCCGCGCGCCUCGUACUGCUCGGGGGAGCGGCCGCCGGUGGCGCCCACGGUGUUGGCGCUCGCGCCUCUCGAAUAUACGAAUGUGGUAUCUACUGUGAUGUCGAAAGCUCAAAAUAAAAAACAAUUGCAGCAUGGGAAGACCCAUCCGUUGACGAGGCUCAACUUGAAUCGGUCGAAUAAUAGGUGUUCGAAUCCUGUGUAUAAUACUAUG